Molecule: messenger RNA, 514 nt
Organism: Paramecium pentaurelia
Lineage: Eukaryota; Ciliophora; Oligohymenophorea; Peniculida; Parameciidae
Source: the annotation of a GenBank genome assembly
AUGAAUUUAUCUGAAGAAGAUAUUGAAUAAUGCUAAAGAGCGUUUAAUGAUUUAGAUGAUGUAACAUUGCUAGUUUAAUAAAUUAUAUUAGAGAGGAGAAGGAGAAAUCAUGGUUGACGAUUUAGAGAUUGCCUUAGAAAUGGUAGGAUUAAAGUAGAAACCUCAUAAAGUCCAUAAAUUAAUAAGUGAGAUUGAUGAUGGUAAUCGUGGAAGAAUCAAAUUUAAAGAGUUUUUGAGUCUCUUUGCCAAACUUAAAUAUGCUGGGUUAUAAGAUGAUGAUUAAGAUAUGAUUGAUGCCUUUGUAGCAAUGGGAGGAAAUGAAGACACAUCAGGAAAUGUUGAUGCAGAAAAGUUGAUUCGAAUAAUAAAGAAUGAAUUUGAAUUAACGAUUGAUAUUGAAGGGUUAAUUAAAGAAGUAGAUACUGAUGGAUCAGGAGUAAUAGAAUUUGGAGAGUUCAAAGAACUAUUAAAAACUAAUUACUUGUAAGAAGAUGAAAAUGACUAUCCAUGAUUU